Molecule: messenger RNA, 691 nt
Organism: Brassica napus (rape)
Lineage: Eukaryota; Viridiplantae; Streptophyta; Magnoliopsida; Brassicales; Brassicaceae
Exons: 4
Coding region: 1-381 (126 amino acids)
Source: RefSeq, a predicted model, not a curated record
AUGCUUUCAUACAGUUGUGAUUCAGAAUACGGGAUUCCGAGAAGGUGUUCCUGUGGUGGGAGAAUCAUCGACGAGGUUCGAGUGAAGCAGGAGUACGACACUCUUCCUGUGAAGCGUUUCUUCACCUGCGCCAACUACGAGGCUGAUGGGUUUCACUAUCGUCAGCCUUGGGUGAUUGGUGUCCAGGAGCAGAUCGAAAGCUUGACUAAGCGUCUGGAGGAGGCUGAGGAGGUGAUGAAGUUCGUACCGAGUCUGAAAAACCAGAUUGAGACACUAGAGGCACAUGCUAAAGGGCUCACUCGGCAGGUUGAUCGCCUCACUGCGGAGGUUUAUAACCUCACGGUGCAAGUAGCUGACCUGGAGAAGCUCUGCUUCGAAUAACCACCAAAGGUCACGGGUUGGAAGGCCAGGGUGUUGCAGGUCACGGGUUGGAAGGUUGCGGGGUGUUGCAGGUGAAGGAUUUUGUUUGUUUCUAUAUGUUAUUUGCGGAUACUUUAAGCCACGGGUAGUAGGACUUUAUGUCAGUUUUUAAUCCCGGAUGUAAACGGAUGUACUAUGUGUAGGACUUGAUGUCUUUUGCUGUUGAUUCACAGAUGUAAAAUAUGUUGAUUCACGGAUGUAAAACAAUAUCUCUCUCUAUAUAAACUAUGUCUUUCAGUUUAGUUAUAAAAUGUGCAUCACUUCUCUUCUC